Molecule: messenger RNA, 1148 nt
Organism: Callorhinchus milii (elephant shark)
Lineage: Eukaryota; Metazoa; Chordata; Chondrichthyes; Chimaeriformes; Callorhinchidae
Product: transcription factor HES-5-like
Exons: 3
Coding region: 58-573 (171 amino acids)
Biological process (GO): regulation of transcription by RNA polymerase II; regulation of neurogenesis; anterior/posterior pattern specification
Cellular component (GO): nucleus
Molecular function (GO): DNA-binding transcription factor activity, RNA polymerase II-specific; protein dimerization activity; RNA polymerase II cis-regulatory region sequence-specific DNA binding
Source: RefSeq, a predicted model, not a curated record
GGAGGCACCUCGGUCCAGGCAGCAGAACCUCCUGACUUUGUGCACAACUCUCGGAACAUGGCUCCAACCAACUCUGUGGAAAUGAUAGGCAGAGAAUACUCGGAGGAGAAGUUCACAGCCAAACAGAAAAGCAAAAUAAUGAAAAUAACGGUGGAGAAAAGGCGCCGAGAUCGGAUAAACAGCAGCAUCAACCAGCUCAAGGCUUUACUGGGAAGAGAGUUUCAGACUCAGGAACCAAACAUGAAACUCGAGAAAGCUGAUAUCCUCAAAAUGACAGUAAAUUAUCUAAAAUAUCACAACCAGGCAUUCAGAGUCGGCCUCCCGGUGAGCAGUGUGGAGCAGGAUUACAACGAGGGUUACUCCAGGUGUUUGCAGGAGGCUCUGCGAUUUCUCUCUGUGCAAGAGGGCAAGAGCGACAUUCAGAGGAAGCUGGUCAGCCGAUUUCAGAGGACACAGCAAAUAACAACCAAGGACCCGUCUCACUCCGGAUCCUCCUCGCACUCUCCUUCCCAUCAGACAACCACCAAACAGGCAACACAGCAUCACAUCACCGCGCUCUGGAGGCCGUGGUAACGCUGGAAUCACUCAGAAAGACCCUUUCCUCUGUUACAGGACUCAGACCGCGUAGGGGAUUCAUUCUCCAGUGUCAGUAAUGGUGAUUUUUUUUUUGAACUGAAAAAUGGAAAAGUGCAGUACGCUUUGCUUCAUGUUGAAGGCAGUACAUAAUCCCUAAAUUAGGGACAAUUUGUAAAGACAUGUAUUCCUGACUUGGUUUUUAUUUUAGAUUUUGCGAGGCUGUGUUGGUUGCAAUCAUUCGGUAAGAACAACAAAGACGCGAUCUAUGUGUAGGAGGAAUAUUUCUUCGCUUUAUUCCUUUGGUGGGGAUGCUAUUUUUUUCUUCAUGGUGAAGAUAACCUGUACAUCCACAGCGCCUAAUGUCACGGGUGUUAGAAGUGUGUUAGAAGGGGUGAAACUUCAAAGAGUGGCACUCUGUCAAAUCAGUCAGUCUUGUUACGCCCGCACCUGUUUGCAAGGCGUUAUACAACAAACAAGUGACAUACAGUGUCAAAAUAAAUAUUCUGUUUGAAUGUACGUGAAUCUAUUUGUAUUGUAUACACGGAAACCUUGAAAUAAAUGAUUUAAAUCGA